CAAGUCCAAAAGUUAACAUUAUGUAUAUUAUUUAAAAGAAAUUAGUAUGGAAUGUAAUAAUCACAAGGAGUGUAAUUAUCGUCUUAAUAAACUUAUAGGAAAAUUAAAGACGGAAAUUUCCAAGUCAGAUUAUUUUUUACAAAAUUACAAAAAUUACGAGGAAGAAUUGAUAUAUCAUAAACCAAAUAAAGAUGAAAAAAAAAAAAUUAUUAAAACUAUCAAAACAAAUUCGUCUUCGUGUUCGGUUUUAAUAGAUCAACUGAAAGUGCACAGAAAGGAAAUUAAAACUUUAUUAAAACUUUCCGACACGCUCAUGGACAAAUAUGAAAAAUUAAAGAUCCAUCGAAAAAAACAAAUAGAACAGGUACGUACCGUAAACAAUGAAGUUGAAAAUCUUCGCUGUCGUUUAAAUAAUAUAUUAUUGCCGAUCGGUGGUCCAAAAAAAUUUUUAUCACACUUGAAGAGUCUUCCAUGUCAAAAUGAAAAGAACAAUCAAUUAGAGAAAGCCUUCCGUAAUAUUAUCCUACAGAUUUCAACAUUACAAAACAAUUGUGAUGCGCAGAAUAAAAGAAACGAAGAUAAAGCUUUAUUCAGUUUUGUAAUUAAAUAUAUAAAAAAAGCAUUUGAUUUCUUGGCGAAAAUGGAAUCAAAGGAAAUAAAUUUCAUCGAUUAUGUACUUUGUGAGACAAAAAACGAAGAUGAUUAAGCAUUAAAUUGCUAUUGUGUUGAGAAGUGGUGGAUGUAAAAAUAAAUUUCAAAUGUUAUAUACACUAUAGUUUUAGCAAAUGUUUAUUUUAGAAUAAAUUUAUCACCUUACACAUCUUUAUCUUUCGAAGUCGUGGCUUACACGGAUUUUAAUUGCCUAUAAUAAAUACUAUAAGAUAAAAUGUAUUUUUCUGAAUACUUAACAGCAAUAUAUUAUGUUA
Messenger RNA from Ceratosolen solmsi marchali, 926 nucleotides. RefSeq lists its product as uncharacterized. The coding region runs from base 47 to 706 and encodes 219 amino acids. The transcript has 5 exons. The record is from RefSeq and is a predicted model, not a curated record. NCBI's taxonomy places the organism in Eukaryota, Metazoa, Arthropoda, Insecta, Hymenoptera, Agaonidae.